Messenger RNA from Grus americana (Whooping crane), 1394 nucleotides. Its product is annotated as C-type natriuretic peptide 1-like. NCBI's taxonomy places the organism in Eukaryota, Metazoa, Chordata, Aves, Gruiformes, Gruidae. The record is from RefSeq and is a predicted model, not a curated record. Gene Ontology annotation, molecular function: hormone receptor binding; hormone activity. The transcript has 4 exons. Gene Ontology annotation, cellular component: extracellular region. Bases 196 to 489 code for a protein of 97 amino acids.
CCUGCUGUCUCACGGGCAAAUUGGCAUUUGUCCCAGAGCCAUUAGUACAAAAUUAUUUCCUCCUACCUGUCAGUUGCCUAGAAAGCAGACUAGUGACUAGCUGGGCAGGAAUCGGAAGGGUCCUCCUAUCAGCAGUUUCCUGCAGAUCUUCCGCAUUCUCUGUGUCUGAGGAUCUACCAAGUUCCUGCAGUCGUGAUGGUCACCUUUGGUUCACCAAUGCUCCUUUCCCAGUUGCUGCCCCUGGAGCCUGAGUCCACGCUGGCCGAAGAGGACACAAAGGAGGGGUCUGGCUUCGGCCCUCGGUUGCUCUCCUCCACCCUCCCCUUCCUCCCAUCGGGGGCUAGAGCUGCCCGUCCCUCUCUCUGGCGCAAGACCCUCACGAAUCGCAAGUGGGCACUGCCUGGAGAUUGGGCCUGGAAGGCCAUGCCCAGGGGCUGCUUUGGGCUGAAACUGGACCGGAUUGGAACCUUCAGUGGUUUGGGGUGUUAGCCUUGGAGGGGGCUCCAAGCCAGAGGAGACCCAGGCGCCUGCAGCACCGGCUUGGGAACCAGCACGGUGUGCUGGCAGCCGACACCGUGAAGCUCCUGCCCUGAAGGAGAGUGGCGGCGGCAGGGAAGCAGCACGGCAGUACGAAGAGGAGCUGCCCAGCUCCAUGGCUGCCCCUCAGCUGUAGGACUCCCACUCUGCUGGCAGCCCCCUCCCUCCUCUCCGUGCUCGAGGACUCACUUGCUAAUUAAACAGAGCUGUACUAAUCACCACAUCCAAGUUCGGUGGCAGCCCCUCGGUGAGAGGCUGUGGCUGCCCUCAGGCCGGGGGGCCGUGUGGGGGUGAGGGGCUGGCAGUGGGGGCAGGCUGGGAGAUAGCAGCAGAGCCAGCCGCCCCCUGGCCCCCACACGCGGGGCCAUGUUGGGUGCACGCCGCCAUUCUGAGUGGGCUGGGCAGCACGCGCGGUUGCAGCGCGGCACUGCCGGGGCCGUGGCGGCAGAAGGGGGGGGUGGUGAAAGCUGUGCACGCCAUUCCCCGGGGGCGCCGGCGGCAGAGAGCCCCGAGAAAGGAGCCCCUCUCCGGCCAUCCACGGGGGCACUUCCCGCCUCCCCAGGCAGGGGCCCAGCCGUCCUUCCCCGCCCUGAGGACACCUCCCCGCCGUAGGGCGAGGACGCUGCUUCCUCCGAGACCGGGGCAUCUCUCACCACGAUCACCCCCACCCCGCCGCCCAGGGGUGGCUCGGAGGGAAGGUGCAGCGCGCACCCCCGGCCCCGCGGGGACCGUUGCGGACUCUCCCGCUCCCGGCGUGGGGCCUUUGUUACCGGCGGGGGGGUGGGGGAUGGGGGUGGUAGCGGUGGUGUCGGUAGGUGCUGGGGGGUUGGGACGACACACCGAGACAGCCGCACCCG